Messenger RNA from Tribolium castaneum (red flour beetle), 884 nucleotides. It is a transcript of the gene Sec22, whose product is annotated as Secretory 22. Lineage: Eukaryota; Metazoa; Arthropoda; Insecta; Coleoptera; Tenebrionidae. Gene Ontology annotation, cellular component: Golgi membrane; ER to Golgi transport vesicle membrane; SNARE complex. The transcript has 4 exons. Gene Ontology annotation, molecular function: SNAP receptor activity. Bases 126 to 767 code for a protein of 213 amino acids. The record is from RefSeq and is a predicted model, not a curated record. Gene Ontology annotation, biological process: endoplasmic reticulum to Golgi vesicle-mediated transport; vesicle fusion with Golgi apparatus; retrograde vesicle-mediated transport, Golgi to endoplasmic reticulum.
UCCACGCUGUCACUUCUGACGUUUGAAAUGUGACGUGUAAAUAACCAAAUAACCUAAUCACUUUUCAAACCCAAUUAAAGCAAAUCAUUUAGUUUUAAAUAAAAUUGGUGAUUGUAUAACUCGCAAUGGUUCUAAUGACUAUGAUAGCCCGUGUGGCCGACGGCCUUCCGCUAGCGGCAACGAUGCAAGAGGAUGAACAGUUCGGUCAUAGCAUUUUAGACUACCAGAAUCAGGCGAAAAUGUUGUUUCGUAAACUAGGUCCCCAAUCACCUCCCAGAUGUACGAUAGAGACUGGACCGUAUUUGUUUCAUUACUUGAUUGAAUACGAGGUUUGUUAUUUAGUAUUAUGUGAAAAAAACUAUUCCAAACGCUUGGCGUACUCGUAUUUAGAGGAUAUAGCCCAGGAAUUUCACGCACAAUAUGGAAAAAAAGUGAACACAGUCACUAGACCUUAUACGUUUAUUGAAUUUGACACCUACAUUCAAAAAGCCAAGAAGGUUUUCACCGACUCAAGAUCACGCCGGAAUUUAAACACUAUCAACAAUCAACUGCAAGAUGUUCAGAGAAUUAUGGUUCAAAAUAUUGAUGAUGUUCUGCAAAGAGGAACGGUGUUGUCAGAACUGGACACUAAAACGCAAAAUCUCUCCAUGUUAACGCAGAAAUACAAAAAGGAUGCAACGUAUCUGAACACCAAAUCAAUGUAUGUGAAAGCAGCAGCCGGGUUUAUUGUGGUUUUCGUCUUGUUUUUAUACUUUUGGGUUCUCUAGAUGACUGAAUACUGGUAUUUGUGUAAUCACAGCUGUGUGAUGCUUCUCUCCUAGGGAUUUAACUAAAUAUGUGGUCUAGAUAUUGUAUUUACUUCAAUAAAAUGGUUUUAUUUUUAA